Messenger RNA from Brassica oleracea var. oleracea, 1188 nucleotides. RefSeq names its product pentatricopeptide repeat-containing protein At1g71460, chloroplastic-like. The transcript is spliced from 2 exons. Bases 457 to 798 code for a protein of 113 amino acids. Gene Ontology annotation, biological process: RNA modification. Gene Ontology annotation, molecular function: RNA binding; protein binding. NCBI's taxonomy places the organism in Eukaryota, Viridiplantae, Streptophyta, Magnoliopsida, Brassicales, Brassicaceae. The record is from RefSeq and is a predicted model, not a curated record.
UCUCCUGAAUAGGAGACGUUUCUUAAUUUGGUGCAGCCACCAAAACCAAAACGUUGAAGUCGCCGAUACGAUUUUCAUGGCUACUACACGACUCAGAUGCCUCCACGCGUCGACGUCCUCCUCCGCCGUUUCCACCGGAUUCCGUUCGCCGGCGAUACACCAGCUCUCUUUCAGUCGCGCACAUUUGCUUUCCUUCCGAUCGGCGACUGUGAACAUGUGCGUGAGACGGUCCCGCUUCCCAGUUACUCGGAGAACCGCUUCUCCGACGAGAUGUUACGCUCUCACCAUCCUAGACUACCUCGAACAGAGAGGGAUCCCCGUAAACGCGACGACUUUCUCCGCGCUUUUAACCGCCUGUGUUCGCCGGAAGUCGCUCGUUCACGGCAAGCAGGUCCACGUUCACAUACAGAUAACGGGUUAGAGAAAAUCUAGUUCCUUGGGACGAAGCUUGUUCAUAUGUACACUGCUUGCGGUUCAAUUGAGGAUGCGCAGAAGGUGUUCGACGAAAGUUCUAGCUCGAAUGUUUAUUCUUGGAACGCGCUGCUUAGAGGGACGGUGAUAUCUGGGAAGAGGAGGUAUAAGGAUGUUGUUUCUACGUUUGCGGAGAUGAGAGAGCAAGGGGUUGAUUUGAAUGUUUAUAGUUUGUCUAACGUGUUUAAGAGCUUUGCUGGCGCGUCUGCUUUGAGGCAGGGGUUGAAGACGCAUGCUCUUGCGGUUAAGAACGGUUUGUUUAGUAGUUGGUCGGAUGACACUUGGAGGAUUGCUAGCUUUGGGCUACAAUGUUGUAGUGAGUUAUAAGCUAGCUUCAACUGCUGAUAUGAAGUUGUAGCUUCUUCUGUUUGUUUCUGAGUUUUAGAUAGAUUAAAAUGGAAGUUAGUGUAAAUAAAACUGUGCCCUUUAGAUGUUUUUUUCAUACUGAGAAGCUGUCUCAUAGGAAAGCUACAAUUAUUGGUUAUAUCUCUCUGUGUUUGUGGUUUUAAGUUGGUUCUGUCUCUUCAUAUUGAGAGGCUGUCCCAUAUAUGAUCCAUUGUAUGUGUCUCUGUGUUUGUGGUUACUCUCUCCCAUCUCUGAGUUUAGUAUUGUUGUUGUGUUGUUCUAUAUCUAUAUAUAUAUGUGUUUAUUCAGCUUGGUCAUUUUAUAGACAAAGUCAUUCACUCAUCAAACAAGUUCCUUCUUCUCUCAUUCUCA